Molecule: messenger RNA, 1609 nt
Organism: Brassica napus (rape)
Lineage: Eukaryota; Viridiplantae; Streptophyta; Magnoliopsida; Brassicales; Brassicaceae
Product: VQ motif-containing protein 18
Exons: 1
Coding region: 56-598 (180 amino acids)
Cellular component (GO): nucleus
Source: RefSeq, a predicted model, not a curated record
UUUGUUUAAACUAUACAUCUCAGAAAAAAGGAUCAAAUAUUUUCUCAAAGAAUCCAUGGAGGUUACUCCAUAUCAUCAAAGUUUUAAUGAGGGUUCGAGUUAUAGGGUUUCCAUGAACAAGAACUCACAAGUAAUAUCCAAGAUCAAGCCCAAGAUUCGCAUCAUCCACAUAUUCGCUCCUGAGGUCAUCAAGACUGACGUCAAGAAUUUUCGUUCACUCGUCCAAAGUCUAACCGGAAAACCCACAGCCGGAGAAGUUAAAACCGAUAAAAAGAGAGCCAACCCGAGAGUUUCGACGUCUCAAGAACCGGUUUGCAGAGAUCAUCAGCCGGCUAAUCGGCUAACGGGUUUCACAGGUUUAUUAGCAAACGGAGGAAACCAUCAGGUGAAAGAAGAAUGGGGAUCUGGUGAUCAUAAGCGUACUUCCAACACAAACACUUACUUUGACCUAGAAGGUUUGAUUCAAGAUGUAGGAGAAGAUUACUUCUCUUCGUUUCCCGUGAGAUCAUCUUCUUCUUCACAAGUGGAAGGUUUCAUCUUCAACAACAACCACAACACCAACAACAACUUCGAUGCAAAGGGUCAUAAUUCGUCAUAAAUAAUGACUGUUAAUUUCUAGAGUUUUCUGAUUUUGCAAUCGCAUUGGUUUGAUGAGUUAUAAUCGUUUGAGGCAUGAAAGCAAACGAAGAAGACUAUGUUUUUUAGGAACAAAGGCAUAGAAGUUAUAUUUUGAGUUUGAUGGGUACGUACAAUGACAACUGGAUUGUUUUUGGUAGACUGACUUUGCCAAGGCUGGGGGUUGUAAUAAAAAGUUUAAUUUAUGUGCAGCCCUUCCCAGAGAAGUGACUGUAUCUAAUUAAGUGGUGCCUGUGGGUCAAAAAACCCUAGUUGUUUUGGUUUGUAACUUCAUUGAUGUGCUACUAUAUAUUGGAUGUGUAAUAAAAAUUCUUUGGCGCGUGUAUGUGAUUGAUUAGUCAGCUGUAUUUUUUUGAAGAAAAGUUUGUAUGGCACUUAGAAGAUUGAGUAAAACAGUUUUUACAGUAUAAUAAUUUUUUUAUCAGUAUAAUAAUUCUUCCUCUUGGUUAAAAUGGUUUUUACUGAUUCUUUUGUUAAAUAUUCAGCCUUGUAAUGAUAUGUUGGUUACUCAAUUAAGAAUGAUGAUGUCGUAUAUCUUUGUGCUCUUACUUAGUGAUAUGUUAGUUCUCCUUCCAAUGUUAGUUAUUGCUGUGUUUUUAUUUUAUUUUUGGUUCUGUUUUGUAUUUUAUUUUGUCAAUAACAAAAAUAUAUAAAAUUUAACAUUUAAACUAAAAUUUAUACUUUCCAAAAUACAAAAUAGACAAAGAUUUUGUUAUAAAUACAUGAGAUAUCCAAUGCGAUAAUAAAAGAUACAUAGUAGUUUUGUAAUUUGUACGUAUGAUAAAUACGAAAUUGUAUUAUUUUUCCAUCAAAUUAUAUAUAUGAUUUUAAAUAUAAUAUUAGUAUUAGUUUAAGUAUUCAUUUUGGUAUGUUGAGUUGCAUCUAUUUGUUUUAAAUUGGCGAUAAUUUUCUUACUUGUGGUAAAAUUUUCUUAUUAGUAGGUAAUUCAAUUUAUCAUCUUAUAUUUGUAAAU